AUGACUCAAGGCAAGGUGUCAGUGGCCAACAAGUCAAACAAUGGCUCAUAUGGAGAUGCCAUGCCCCCACAUCCUCCAAGUUAUCAGGAGGCCACUGCAGGAGACAGCAGCCCCUGCUACAGUGGAGCUUACAGUGGUGAUGGUGACAUGCUCACAGAAUUUAGCUGGGAUGACCAAAAUAUCCGACGGGUAUUCAUCCGCAAGGUGUAUGCUAUCUUACUGAUACAGCUUUCUGUCACUCUAGCUAUUGUGGCUCUCUUCACAUUCUGUGAGCCUCUGAAGACAUAUAUUCAGACCAACCCCGGAUGGUACUGGGCCUCAUAUGCAGUGUUCUUUAUCACAUACCUGACUCUCUCAUGCUGCUCUGCACCAAGGAGGAAGUUUCCAUGGAAUCUGAUUCUUCUGGCAAUAUUUACACUGUCUCUCUCAUACAUGACAGGGAUGCUGUCCAGCUUUUACAACACAAAGUCUGUGAUGAUUUGCCUUGGCAUUACAGCUUUGGUUUGUCUGUCAGUUACAAUCUUCAGCUUCCAAACAAAGGUUGAUGUGACUUCAUGCCAGGGCGUACUGUUCAUCUUCAGCAUGACUCUGUUAAUCUGUGGUCUCGUCCUGGCCUUUGUCCUGCCCUUUGGAUAUGUUCCAUGGCUCCAUGCUAUCUAUGCAGCCCUGGGAGCAAUCCUAUUUACCAUGUUUCUAGUUUUUGACACACAGCUGCUGAUGGGAAACAAGCGUUACACCAUAAGCCCUGAGGAGUACAUCUUUGCAUCACUCAACAUUUAUUUGGAUAUUGUCUAUAUCUUCACCUUCUUCCUCCAGCUGUUUGGCACAGAGCGGGAUUGA
Molecule: messenger RNA, 840 nt
Organism: Chanos chanos (milkfish)
Lineage: Eukaryota; Metazoa; Chordata; Actinopteri; Gonorynchiformes; Chanidae
Product: protein lifeguard 2-like
Exons: 12
Coding region: 1-840 (279 amino acids)
Biological process (GO): negative regulation of apoptotic signaling pathway
Cellular component (GO): Golgi apparatus; membrane; endoplasmic reticulum
Source: RefSeq, a predicted model, not a curated record